Molecule: messenger RNA, 1881 nt
Organism: Leguminivora glycinivorella
Lineage: Eukaryota; Metazoa; Arthropoda; Insecta; Lepidoptera; Tortricidae
Product: maltase A1-like
Exons: 11
Coding region: 291-1838 (515 amino acids)
Biological process (GO): carbohydrate metabolic process
Source: RefSeq, a predicted model, not a curated record
CUCGCGCUUCAGUUGUUGACCAACAUGGGGAAGGUGCUGAAGGUCUCAGCGAUCACAGUGGGAGUUAUAGCGGUGUUGGGGUGGAUUGCAGUCGGAUCACCUGGGGAGUAUUAUCUUCACAAGGCCCUGAGCCUCCAGAGCUGAAGCCCCUGGACUGGUGGGAACACUGUGUGCUUUAUCAGAUCUACCCCAGGUCCUUCAAGGACAGCGACGGAGAUGGCAUUGGGGACUUGCAGGGAAUCAUCAGUGAGCUGGAACAUUUCCCCGACGCUGGUAUCGAUGCCAUUUGGAUGUCGCCGAUCUUCGAAUCACCCAUGAUCGACUUCGGAUACGACAUCAGCAACUUUUACAAGAUCCACUAUGAGUACGGGACCAUGGAGGACUUUAGAGAGCUGCUGCAGAAGGCACAUAGUUUGGGCAUCAAAGUCCUGCUAGACUUCGUCCCUAACCACGCUAGCACCUACUCUGAGUACUUCAUCCAGUCUGAAGCCGGCAACCCUGAGUUUGCUGACUACUUCGUCUGGGCUGACGGGUACUCCGACCCUGAGAAUGAGAGCAAUAUACUACCUCCGUCUAACUGGGUCAGUCAAUUCGGUGGUUCCGCCUGGGAGUGGAGUAACGCCCGACAACAGUUUUACCUGCACCAAUUCGCAGUCGAACAAGCGGACUUCAACUUUAGACAUCAGCCAGUUAAGGAUGAGAUGAUCAAUAUCAUGAAGUUCUGGUUGGAUGAAGGCACUGAUGGAUUCAGAGUGGAUGCCCUCCCCUACAUGAUAGAGGCAGACCCAGCGGACCACGAGGGUAGAUACCCCGACGACCCCCUCAGCGGGCAGAUACAGUUCGAGUCUCACCAGCUCGGGUACACCAUACCGCUGUACACCAAGGAUCUGAUAGAGCUGUACGAUAUCGUGCACGACUGGAGGGAGUUCACUGAUGUGUACCAGGCUGUGAACGGUGGUGAUACUCGGGUUCUCUUCUCCGAAGGCUACGCGAACAUCAGUAUGACGAUGCUGUAUUACGGCAACGAGGACGGAGAUGUCGGAGCGCAUUUCCCCUUCAACUUUAACUUCAUCACGGACAUCUCCGGGGAAUCUAGUGCGAGGGACUUCGUCGAUACCAUUAUGAGGUGGAUGAUAUAUAUGCCGUAUGGAGCCGUGCCCAAUUGGGUGUUCGGUAACCAUGACAACAACCGCAUGCCGACCCGGUUCAACGAGUCCAUGGUAGAUGGCCUAAAUGCUCUCAACAUGAUGCUGCCAGGAGUAGCGGUCACGUACCAGGGGGAGGAGAUCGGGAUGCGGGACGGAUACGUCUCCUGGGAGGAUACUGUUGAUGUUGAAGCGUGCAAUAGGGGGGAUGAGGACACGUAUCUACUCUAUUCUAGAGACCCAGCUCGAACACCGUUCCACUGGGACAACACCACCAGCGCUGGGUUCUCUACAAGUGAAGAUACCUGGCUGCCAGUAGCUGAUGAUUAUAUGGAGAUUAACCUGGCCAAGCAAAAGGAGGAUACUAGGAGCCACUAUAAGGUGUACCAAAAACUGACAGCCCUCCGCAAGCACACAACACUAUCCCACGGAGAAUACGACAUCCGAGCAUUCUCCGACAAAUCCUUAUAUCUAGUCCGAAGCCUCCGAACUUAUGACACCCUGGUACUUCUGUUCAACGUGGCACAGACUCCUGACACUAUUAAUCUGACUAGAGUACCGCAUUUGACGCUGCCAGCGACAGUGUAUGUGGCCAGUAUUCAAUCGUCAAGAGAUGCUGGGGAUAUAAUAGACAGAGAAGAACUGACACUUGAACGAGGAGAAGCAUUGGUUUUACAAGCGGCUCCUAUAUAAUUAAGAAGUUUCUCAUUUAUUUUAAUGAUUUGUAUUUUAUUAA